Messenger RNA from Zingiber officinale, 1385 nucleotides. Its product is annotated as RING-H2 finger protein ATL79-like. The record is from RefSeq and is a predicted model, not a curated record. Lineage: Eukaryota; Viridiplantae; Streptophyta; Magnoliopsida; Zingiberales; Zingiberaceae. The transcript is spliced from 3 exons. Bases 741 to 1217 code for a protein of 158 amino acids.
UGCACCACCUGGGGGUCGCAGCCGUCGUGCAAGUACUCCAGCGCCUGCGCCACCUGGUGCGCGAUCGCCAUUCGCCGCGCCCACGGCAGCACCUCUCCGCUGCCCUCUCCGUGGAGCUGCUCGUGGAGGCUCCCUUUCGGGCCCCAAGGGUGUAAACAAGCUGAGCCAAGGUGCAUGCUUUGCCGAACCAUAUAGUCAAUGACCUUGUGCCUCUCUAAGAUAUAUGAAGCUUUUGUCUUUCAUGUCGCCAGGCCCCAAGGGUGUAAACAAGCUGAGCCAAGUACCGACAGAACGAACGAGUAAAGAAGAAGAUAUAUAUAUUUUUUUAAAAUUUAAAAAUUAAAUGUGUUUUUUUUUCUAGAAUUCGACUUGUUUAAGGGCAUCUUUUGAUUAUUCCAAAUUUAUUUAAUUUAAUCAAACUUGCCCACAAAUUCAUCAAACUUCCUCCCUCUUCACCAUUAUGAGCAAACCAACAAAACGAUGCGCACAAGCCCUCUUCAAACACCACCCUCUGCCUGACUGCCUACUCUCAUGCUAAAGCCAUGCCAUGCCUUGUAGUCCAACGCCUACACGUAUAAUCCCCAUGCAUAGCUUGUUUCUUUCUCUUCUCUUCUCCUGCUCUGCAACUUCUGCUGUUGUCGUUGCUGUUGGGCUCCACCAGUUUGCCUGCCUCGCUCAGUCUCUAAAAAAACUCCACUGCUUCUGCUGCUGCUGCUCGCAUCGUCAUUCUGUCGAACACCAUGCCUUCGCCGAGCGACGUCGUCGCGGCCAGCACCAAUAACACGUGGGGCCCAUACACCAGCGGCAAGGACUUCGGGGUCAACAUGGCCACCGUCCUGGUGGUGCUCCUCGGCGCCACGGCCCUGGCUUUCGCGCUGCACGUCGCGUACAGGUUCCUCGUCCGCCUCCUGGGCCGCCGGAACCUCGGUAGAGACCGCGCGGGGGCCCCCCACGAUGCUAGCGGUGAUCAGGAUGACAAGUCUACGGCGGCGGCGCAGCUACCGGGGCCCGUGGUGUCGUUCUCCUCCGGGGCGACGAGGGUGGCAGGGGCGCCGGAGUGCGCCAUCUGCCUCGCCGAGCUGGAGGAGGGAGACCUCGUUCGCGUGCUCCCGCCCUGUAGUCACGGCUUCCACGCGCAGUGCGUCGAAGCGUGGCUCGUCGGACGCUCGUCCUGCCCCACCUGCCGCACCGACUGCCGCCCGACGCCGGAGACUUGAAGAUCGCCGCCAUUUCUUUUAUUGCUCUGUUGCAAUUACUGUAACAAAAGAUCUACGGUAGGCAAUAAAUUAAUAAAGAUUUUGUGAACUACAGACGAUUAAAUAUUUGUACUUAAUUUAAUUUAGGAGUGUAUUUAAUGUUUGACUUUUGUGAAUUUAAAAUUUUAG